Dendronephthya gigantea is the source of this 1194-nucleotide messenger RNA. Its product is annotated as putative ankyrin repeat protein RF_0381. Gene Ontology annotation, molecular function: protein binding. Bases 1 to 1194 code for a protein of 397 amino acids. NCBI's taxonomy places the organism in Eukaryota, Metazoa, Cnidaria, Anthozoa, Malacalcyonacea, Nephtheidae. The transcript is spliced from 4 exons. The record is from RefSeq and is a predicted model, not a curated record.
AUGACUGAAUCCAAGGAAGAUGACAACGUUGUGAUGUCCCAGAUUGAGAACAGCGACGGAACUUCAAGCUUUGCAGAGAAAAUGGACAAUAUCGCUUCAUCCAAAAAUAAACAAUCCCAGUCUGUUGCUAAUAAACAGAAAGAAGUUCAAGAGGAACUCCAAGAAAAAGGCAUCCAAAACAAAAAAUAUGAUGAUGGUAUUGAGAAGAAGCAAGAGGCAAGUGGAAGCAUAAAUGUCUGCGAAGAAGAAAAACAGAAAUUUUGGGACGAAAUAAAAAAGCAAGUUGAAUGUGGUGAAAACAAAGAAGGUCAUUGGAAGAAGACAAUUCUUUGUCGUGCUUUUCAGUUUAGUCCAGUAGAUCCGAAAAUUGUCAAGUAUUUAGUUGACCAUGGAGCAGACAUCUAUUCCAACAACGAAGUUGGUGAAACAGUUUUCUCGAUAGCGACGAGAAAUGGUUUAUUUGAUCUUGUUAAGUAUUUUGUUCAAAUUGGCCCUGAACAUAAUUUUCAAAACGAUUCCAAAGUUCUUCAGAGUGCAAUACAGUCUCGAUCAUUAGAAAUUGUGAAAUAUUUCGUUGAAGAUUGUGGGGCUGAUAUACAUUGUAAAGAUGAUUCGGGAAAUACUGCCUUACAUCAUGCUGUUUAUGUUGGUUGCACAGAAAUUGUCAAGUACUUAGUUAAACAAUGCGGUGCAGACAUGAAUGCUAGGAAUCCAGACGGGGGGACAAUGCUACAACUUGCUAUUUCUAAAGAAGUUGUAAAUUAUCUUGUUGAGAAGGGCGCUGAUGUAAAUGUCAAGAAUACUGACGGGAAGACAGUGCUGCACUCUGCUGUUUCUGACGGUUCGCUAGAAAUGGUGAAAUAUCUUGUGGGAAAUGGCGCUGAAUUAAAUGUAAAACAGAAUAAUGGAUCGACAGUGUUGCACAGUGCGGGCGCUGAUGUAAAUGCCAAGGAUACUCACCGGGAGACGGUGCUGCACUCUGCUGUUUCUGAGGGUACGCAAAAAAUGGUGAAAUACCUUGUGGGAAAUGGCGCUGAUGUAAAUGGCAAGAAUAUUCUCGGGAUGACAGUGCUGCACUUUGCUGUUUAUAAAGAUUCGCUAGAAAUGGUGAAAUAUCUUGUUGAGAAGGGCGCUAAUGUAAAUGCCAAGGAUACUCACAGGGGGAAAUUGCUGCACUCUGUCUGCUGUUUAUAA